GAGUCCUUGUGGCCAGUCCCCAGCUGUGAGUGGGGUUUGCCAGGGCUGGGUCCUGAGGCCGAGGUCUGGGGGUGGGGCCAGGCAGAACAGCGUUGCCCCCGUGUACCCCAACUGUCCUGGCUGCCUAGGGAGCAUGUGGCCUUCUGGGUCUCCUUAAACCUUGGGGAUCCUUCCUCAGGCCUGUGGUGAGGAGGCCACACAGGAGGAGAGGCUGGGGUGACUCAGGCCUGCCAGGGUGUAGAUGGAAAUGGGAUGUGUGCCCACAUGGUUCUUGGGGGCAGCCAGGGUUCGCCAAGCCAAGCACAGGCAAGUGGGGACUCCCUGCACACUGGAGGCCUUGUCUGGGCCAGAGGGGUGCUCGCCCCAAGGCUGGCCUCUCGGUGUGGUGGGCCCAGGGCAGAGACCCGGAUGGCUCAGGUAGGGCCAGGCCCCUUCCAGAAAGGCUCCACCCUGGCCCAGCCCUCAGUGCCAGGUGGGACGUCCCACAGCCCCGCCUGCCCCAGGGAGGCGGCAGCAGAAGGCUGUGGAAGGGGACCCAGACCUGCCAACCUGUGACUCGGCCAUGGGGAACAGCCACUGCGUCCCGCAGGCCCCCAGAAGGCUCCGGGCCUCCUUCUCCAGGAAGCCCUCGCUGAAGGGAAACAGAGAGGACAGUGCGCGGAAGCCGGCCAUUCUGCUGGGCCCCGAGGCCGCUGGGAGCGGGGACACCGCCGCCGACAAGCUCUUCCACUACAUCCCGGGCAUGGACAUCCUGGACCUGGAGAAUCAGCGAGAAAACGCGGAGCAGCCAUUCCUGAGUGUGUUCAAGAAGGGGCAGCGGAGGGUGCCUGUGAGGAACCUGGGAAAGGUGGUGCACUACGCCAAGGUCCAGCUGCGGUUCCUGCACAGCCAGGAUGUCAGUGACUGCUACCUGGAGCUGUUCCCCGCCCACCUCUACUUCCAGGCCCAUGGCUCUGAAGGACUCACAUUACAGGCCCUGUUAUCCUGUGCCCGGCAGGGGCUGUUACCACUGACGGAGCUGAGCGUCUGUGCGCUCAAGGGCUCCCGAGAGCACGGCUUCCAGAUCACAGGCCCACUACCCGCACCCCUCCUGGUGCUCUGCCCCGGCCGGGCCGAGCUGAACUGCUGGCUCUACCACAUGGAAAAGCAGAUGGCCCUCCUCGGGGGGCUCCGGCGCUGCCACUCAGCACCCCCACAGGGGCCCCCUGGAGAGGAGCUACCCUGGACUCUCCAGCGCCGUCUCACCCGGCUGCGGACAGCAUCAGGGCACGAACCUGGCGGCAGCGCCAUCUGUGCCUCAAGGGUCAAGCUCCAGCACCUGCCUGCACAGGAGCAAUGGGACCGGCUCUUGGUCCUGUACCCAACGUCCCUGGCCAUUUUCUCUGAGGAGCCGGAUGGGCUUUGCUUCAAGGGGGAGCUCCCACUCCGCGCCAUCCACAUCAACCUGGAGGAGAAGGAGAAGGAGAUCCGAUCCUUCCUAAUCGAAGCCCCUCACAGCGUCUGUGUGCCAGGUCCCCUCAUCAAUACCAUCCGAGUGGUAUGCUCCAGCUAUGAGGACUACAGCCACUGGCUGCUCUGCCUCCGCGACGUCACCCACAGGGAGGGGGCCCGGCAGCUGCCUGGCACCGAGAGCUUCCUGGGAAUGCAGGCGAUGGGCAGCGGCCGAGGCUCACUCUCCUCAGGUGGACUGACCAGCUGGGACUUGGAGUGCCUGGCGCCCCCGUCCACCCGCACCAGCCACUCCCUGCCUGAGUCCUCAGUGCCACCCACUGUGGGCUCUCCCUCCCUGUACACACUGGACCAGGCCAACUCUGACCCCACCAGCAUCUGCCAACGGAGGACAGAGCUGAGGCGCAGAGGCAGCAGCCGGUCACCCAGGAGCAAAGCCCGGGCAGAGGGCCAAGGCCCUGCCAUACCACUGCACCUGGACCUGACACAGCUGAACAGGCUGAGCCUGGAGGGCAGCUCAGAGGCCGCUGGCCACACAGAAACACCACACUCGCCCCUCUAUGCCGACCCCUACACCCCACCGGCCACCUCCCACUGCAGAAUCACAGAUGUCCAGGGCCUGGAGGAGUUCCUCAGCGCCACGCAGAGCUCACCUGGACCUGUGCCCUUGAGCCCGCUCCCCUUGUUGCCCACAUCUGUGCCUGUCUCUGACCCUGGCUCCAGCUCCCCCUGCCCCACUGGGCCCCACUUGCUCUCCAAGAAGGGAGCCUUGCAGUCCAGAGCCUCUCAGAGACACCGAGGCUCAGCCAAGGGUGCAGGGCCGCAGCCCGCAGACGCCCCUCAGCUCGUCUCUUCUGCCAGGGAAGGUUCACCCGAACCUCGUCUGCCUCUGACAGAUGGCCAGCCCCCCAGGAGGAACGAGGGCCCAGGCUGCAGCCACCCCUGGGAUGAGACUUUGGCUUCCUCCCACCAGAAGUGCGCCCAGCUGGGAGGGCAUGAGGCCAGUGGCGGGCUUGUGCAGUGGAUCUGAUGGCCCCAGCAGGGCAGGUUCUCAGGACCACCCUUGCCAGGCCUCCAUGACACCCACCCCCUAAGCCACUUCAAAGUCCAAGUCAGGGUCUGAACCCAGUGAGGUGGGGGGAGUCUCCAGGGCCCUGGGCUCCUCAGCGCCAGCAGCUGGGGUGAGGAAGGGGCCCCAUCCCAAGGACACCCUGGCUGGAGAGGCCAGGUCACAGGUCAGGGAGGCCCUGGCCAUCCACAGGGUUGGCCCUCAGCUCAGCCAGCCAGGAGUCGGGGAGGAGACUUGGGGCGUUCCUGGGAGUGGGAGGGUGGCAUGGGUGUGAAGGUCGGAGGACAGAGCAAGGUUAGCAGGGUCAGAGUAUGUGAGGUCAGAGGGCAAGAGGGUCACCGGUCAGCAAGUGUGAAGGGCACAAGCCAGGGUGUGGGUGGGGGUGUCCCAAGGAGGAGGGCAGGUGCGGCCUUGUGGCCUGGGUGUGUGCAGCUUGGGAGAGGCCGACACCACCGGACAAGAAAGAAAAAAAGAAGAGAGAGAGAGAAAGAAAAGAUUUUAUUGGUGCCGCGUCUACAUGUUCUCUGCUCAGCAGCUGGGGUCUCCCACAGUCUUGGACACCCUCUCACGCUCCCUCGGGGUUCCCCCAUCUGGCACCCAGCCAGGCAGCCCCCUGCUACUGCCACCUCAGGCCCCUCACCUGCCUUCCCACUGCGUCUCUCACCCCUCUCAGCUGUGCCCCACAGCACCCCACUUCUGCCACCUCAGUCCCCUCACCUGCCUUCCCACCACGUUUCUGACUCCUCUGAGCCCCCAGGAGAAACCCAGAGCCCAGUCCUCCAUCUGAUGCCACCGAAUUCUCCCUCAGCACCUGCACCAAGGGCCCUCGGGGCUCUACUGCAGACCCCCCACCCUGCAGGGGCCGCCUUCACUGUGUCAGGCCAGAGCCCGAGAGGCCUUGGCCACAGUCCCUCUGGAAUUUGGGGUGAUGAGCCUCGGAGCCCUUGCCACCAAGCCUACCCAUGAGGAGGGCAGAGUCCUUAGACCCCCCACCCGCUUUGAGGCCACCCCAUGUCCUCACUCCUUCCUCUGCCCAGAGCUCCUGUCCCGCCGCUCAGCCCCACUGCAUCCUGGAAGCACAGGGGCGGUUUCCAGGUAAACAAGUCACUUCUCAGUAAAAUGGCCUCCGUAGUAUUGCACGUCCGAAAUUCAAAUUUAACCACAUGCCCCGUGUUCUCAUCUGUGAAUCUGGCCACCCUGCUGCCCAGCCACCUGCCCGGCCUCCACCCACCGAGACUGGCAUCUCCGUCCCCAGUGUGGGGAGCAGCUGUGCUCACUGGCUGGACCCUCAGGUGAGUCCUAGGGAGCAGCACCAGGACACGCCCCCCCGGACCCCGCAGAAGACGAGUCAGGGGGCCCCGGCGAGGGCGGCACCUGUUCCAGGCACCCGUGCUCAGCUCCUCGUCCUGCGUCUCCCUGGCCCGGGCCUGGCUCCUAGGAGCUGGGGCUGGGGCUGCGGCUGCGGCUGCGGCACCCUUGCCUCACCUGCCGGCGGAAGAAUCGGAUGGCAGAGACGGUGCCAAUGUUGGCCAGCAAGACUGCAAGGGAAGCACAGGGUCUCCUGAGGGCCAGCUGUGGCCGUCAGCACCAUCUGCCCGAAACGCUCAGGACUCGAAGGACGGGCAAGUCCCGUGCGGCUGGGGAGGAGGUCAGGGGAGAGCCCUGGGUCCCCCACACAACCCUCAUCCUGCUGGUGCCCCUGGGUCUGACUUAUAGGCACAGUUCCCUCUGCCCCCAGGCACCCGAACCUGUUUUCCAGGCGUCUGGGGUGUGCAGAUCUGACGUCCUCACAGCCCAGGUGGCAAAGGCUACAAACACCAGGCACAUGUCAUUCUGGCUGAAGACAGAUGAUGGGACGGGCCCCCGGAGCUCCCCUAGGAAAGAAGCCCUCCUUCAGCCCCACAGCCGCACUCAGAGACUGGCCUGCACGCCCACCCCGAGAACCACCUGCCCCGGGAACCGCUUGCCCCAGGAACCGCUUGCCCCAGGAAACACCUGCCCCGCACACGCCUGCCCCAAGAACCAACCACCCGCCCCAAGAGCCAUCUGCCCCACACACGCCUGCCCCUGACACAUCCAUCCUGGGACACAUCUGUCCCAAGAUCCGUUUGUCCUGGACACAUCUUCCCAAGAACCACCUGCCCCGACACAUCUGUCUGAGACUUUCACGUGGUUGAGCUGGGCCAGUUUCGGGGAACUGCCUGUGGGCCCCCAUUUUCUGAUGCGUAAAGCACCUCCCAGAGGAGAUGAGAUGUGUGAUGCUACCUGGCGAACGCCUCACCCUGAAGGCAGCCAGGCCUGGACAGGAGCUCACCAGAGGCCGGGGCAGGCGCUGUCAUCACGUGGGCUGAACAGACCAACGGCCAGUGCGGAGCCAAAGCCCUGAACGGCCCGGGUGCCUGGCCAUGGCCGCCCCGUCUGCACUGUGUCCUGGAAUGACCUGGGCCCUGCCUGCCUGCCCCUCAGCGGCCCCGUGGCUGAGCUCCCUGGACACUGUGUGUCUGUGACCUGGAUGGGCUGUGGGACCCGAGGGCACGUACCUGCCUGCCUGAGAGCCAGGUGGAACCGCUCUACUGUGGCUGGCUUGGAGGGGGUCCCAGGCCCCGCUCCCUGGGAGGCCAAGCUGGGAGGCUCCAGGGCCUGUAGCCAGUUCGGGGCAGCCCCCGCACCCGGGACACCCCCAGGCACAUCCUCUCCAAAGAAGUGUUCAUAGGCCUCAGGGAUGGAAAUGGGCACGGGGUCUCCAGGUGGGGGGGCCGGCAUGGAACCAGCUCUCGGGGAUGGCACUGGGGCCCGCCGCUGCCUCAACCUCUGGGCUCCACAGUCUUGGAAGAAGAACUCGCACGUGUCCGGCCACUGGACAUCUGCUGGGCCCUGGCUGGCCGCUGCUGCCUCGGCAUGUUCGUCCUCCUCGAUGGGGUCACAGAAGAAGAACUCGUAGGCCUCUGGGAGGGUCACAGCAAAGCGGCUCCCGGGCCCGGCCCUCGUCAUGGCAGAAGGGGGCGGGCGAGGCAGAUGCUUGAGGAUGCGAGGCUGGUGGGGCUGGGGCCCAAAGGCCACAGCGUCCCAGACUCCAGGCCCCCUGUGACCCCCAGUCACUGUCCGGAGGGCUGAGGGCCGGGCUGUGGCGGGUGGGGCCGGGCCUGAGGCCUCCCCUGUGCCUGGCUCCUUGGGGGUGGGGACAACCAUGGAGAAUCGCACUUUCUUCUUCUUGGGGACUUGGGUGAGACCCGGUGUGGGCUCCCCAGAGCAGCGUCCACAGGCUCGUGCUGAGGGCUCAGACCCGACAACCUCCGUGUCCACCACGUCAGGCCCAGCUUUUUGGGUGGGAGACCAAGCAGGGCCAGUGGUGUCAGCUCCAGAACCAGGUGUACACACAAGCCCGGCCGACUCGGCCAUCCUUGGCACAGCCCCUGAGACAGGUGGAAAUGAAGCCACCUCUAGCUUCACCACUCGGCCUGCUGUAGCCAAGGCCACAUCCAGGCAAGAUGUGGAGGCUGGUGUGGACAGAGCCAUGUCCAUGUCUGGUUGAGAAGUGGAGGCUGGUGUAGACACAGCCAUGUCAGGUUGAGGCUUGGAGGCGGGUGUAGACACAGCGAUGUCACACUGAGGCUUGGAGGCGGGUGUAGACACAGCCAUGUAUGACUCAGACCGUGAAACAUCUGGGUGGGCUUCCUGGAUGGGUCUGGACACUGUGUGCAGCCUGGUGCUGGGGGCGGCUCUGAUUUGGUCUGUACCUUGCUCAGUCACAGGGACAGGUAUGGACAGGCCCAAACCUGGCCCUAGUUUGGCUUCCUGAACAGGAGGCCCAGGGCCAGGCUUGGGAGCUCCUACAGGGCCUGGCCCCAGCUUCUCCUGCCUGGCUCUGGCUGUCAGCUUUGCAAUCUCAGGGGAGUCCGUCUGUGCAGAAGCAGGGGCUCCUGCCUGCCCACUCCCCUUAGCACCCACCGCUCGCCUCUUCUUUCGGCCGGGGCUCCAUGACGAGGCUCCAGGGCUACUGGGGGGCCUCUGGGAGGCAGCGCAGUGGCCAGGGGACUCAGGACUUUGAGGGGGCUCCCCUGGGGGCUGUGGGGCAGGCCCCUGUAGAAGUCUCUGCAUCUGGUCUCCAGAAGACGCUGGACUGGGGCGGGAUGAGUGCUGGCCAGGAGGAGUGGUGCCGGGGCCAAGGAACAGCCGAGCUUCUGCCCGUGCGGACGUGCUGGGUGUCAGGUGACUGGUCCCCAGGGCCAAGACAGGGUCACACCAAGACCUGCUGACAGGGAACUGCCCGGCCACCUCCUCCUCCUCACAGCCCUGCCCCCCAACCACUGGCUGCCCAGUCAGGAGAGGCGGGGCGCUGGGGGGAUUGCUGCCGCUGCUGUCCCCUUGGUCAAUGUCACUGGACAAGAGCUCGUCCCCAGAGGCCAGGCCAGCCUGCAGGAGGCCACACUCGUCGGUGGUGGCUGAGAACUCGGCCCAGUCCUGGUCACUCAGCUGGACGCUGUACUGGAAAUUUUCCAUCUGGGGUCAGCAGAGGCACUGAGACUGGUGGGGUCCUCAUGGGUUCAGGCCCCAGGCACCACCCUGCACCUGCUGCCCCUGCCCCACGAGACCUGGGGGCUCCCACUGCCUCGGGGCUCUAUGCGUGCCCUGGAAGGAAGAGAACAGCAUAUAGAAGGGCCGGGCCUCCUUCAAACCUAGUGGCGACGAUUUCCUCCAAGCUAGCAAGUCUGCAGCUCCCAUGGCCCUAUUUCCCAGCGCACUCAGACGGGCUUUGAAAGACGUUGCUACAUUCCUAAAAUCGGAAAUGACCUAUCAAUGAAGCACCCUAUAAACCA
Messenger RNA from Callithrix jacchus (white-tufted-ear marmoset), 7335 nucleotides. RefSeq names its product pleckstrin homology domain containing N1 (gene PLEKHN1). Lineage: Eukaryota; Metazoa; Chordata; Mammalia; Primates; Cebidae. Gene Ontology annotation, biological process: response to hypoxia; positive regulation of apoptotic process; 3'-UTR-mediated mRNA destabilization. Gene Ontology annotation, molecular function: phosphatidylserine binding; phosphatidic acid binding; cardiolipin binding. Gene Ontology annotation, cellular component: cytoskeleton; mitochondrial membrane. The record is from RefSeq and is a predicted model, not a curated record.